Messenger RNA from Dictyostelium discoideum AX4, 888 nucleotides. RefSeq lists its product as hypothetical. The transcript has a single exon. The record is from RefSeq and is a predicted model, not a curated record. Gene Ontology annotation, molecular function: ATP binding; protein serine/threonine kinase activity. Lineage: Eukaryota; Evosea; Eumycetozoa; Dictyosteliales; Dictyosteliaceae. The annotation marks the transcript as partial.
ACUGUUUCAUUAUCAUCAUCAUCUUCAUCAAGUAUUUUAACACCACCCAUUUCAUCAAUGCAACAACAACAUCAACAACAACCACCACCACUACAAACAACAUCACCAACUGGACAAAGCCAACAAUCAAUUCCAUCAACACCAUCAUCAUUAUCUUCAUCAUCAACAACCCCAUCAGUAUCUACUGGUACAAGCUUGAGUCGUUCAUUAGAACAUUGUAAACAUACUAGUGCAGUUGGUACAUUGACCUAUAGCAGUCCAGAACAAAAGAAAGGCUUGUACAAUGAAAAGACCGAUAUCUAUAGUUUGGGAAUCAUUUUAUUCGAAUUGUAUUUCCCAAUCUCGACAAGAAUGGAAAAGGCAAGAGUACUCACAGAUCUUAGAAAUGGAGUUUUACCAAAAUCUUUCCUUCAAAAGUACCCAAAAGUUAGUGAGUUGAUUCUAUUGAUGAUGAAAACCAAUCCAGAUGAAAGACCCUCUGCAAGUGAUAUCCUUAAAUCGGAUCUAUUUGGUAAACUUUUAAGUGUACCAGAAUUGGAAAAUAUAAUUAAACAACAACAAUCACUAAUUGAAAUGUUAAAACAAGAGAUUUUCAAUUUAAAAUCACCAGUUUUAAUUAAUCAAACUUCAAAUUCAGUACCAACUUUAACCUCAAAUCUUUUAAAUAGUUUAUCACUUCAUCAUAAUAAUAAUAAUACAAUUGUACAAAAUAAUCACCACCACCACCACCAUCAACAACAACAAGGAGUUCCAUCUUCUUUACCAUCAUCAUUGUCACAUACCUCAAAAACUACAAACCCAUCUACAGACUCAAACAAAAUUUGUAUAAAUCCAUUAGUUGAAAGUUCUUUUAUAAAUUCAACUCGUUAUCCUUCUUUUAUUGAAUAA